This is a messenger RNA of Jatropha curcas, 4342 nucleotides long. RefSeq names its product reduced epidermal fluorescence 4 (gene REF4). Lineage: Eukaryota; Viridiplantae; Streptophyta; Magnoliopsida; Malpighiales; Euphorbiaceae. Gene Ontology annotation, biological process: regulation of phenylpropanoid metabolic process. Gene Ontology annotation, cellular component: mediator complex. The record is from RefSeq and is a predicted model, not a curated record.
UAGUACUUAAAUUUUCUUUUGUCUUCGCUUUUCUUCUUCUUCUUCUUCUUCUUCCGUUCGCUUCUCUCUCCAUGAAAUUGUAUGCUGUUGCCCUAAUCCAGAAGCAAAAUAAGUAAGUAAACAAAAAGGAUGGCGGUUUCGCUGCAGCAGCCGAGUCAGCAAAGUCUAUGGGACUGGGUCCUCGAACUCACCAAGUCCGCUCAGGACAAAAACAGCGACCCGCUCCUCUGGGCCAUUCAGCUCAGCUCCAGACUCAACUCCGCUGGAGUUACUUUGCCGUCGACCGAGUUGGCACAUCUGCUCGUCUCUCACACCUGUUUCGAGAAUCACGUGCCGAUCAUGUGGAAGUUCCUCGAGAAGUCAUUGGCUCUCAAGAUCGCUCCUCCUACUCUUGUCCUCGCUCUUCUCUCUACCAGGGUGAUCCCAAAUCGAAAGCUUCACCCAGCUGCAUACAGGCUAUAUUUGGAACUCGUGAAAAGGCAUGCUUUUUCGUUUUCAUCUCAAAUCAACGGACCAAACUAUGCAAAGAUUAUGAAAUUGACUGAUGACGCUCUCCAUCUUUCCCAUAUAUUUGGCCUUCAAGUGUGUAAACCUGGGCUUAUUCUGGUUGAGUUUGUCUUUUCAAUGGUCUGGCAGUUACUUGAUGCAUCAUUGGAUGAUGAAGGGUUACUGGAUCUUACCUCAGAAAAGAAAUCUAGAUGGUUGACCAGUCUGCAAGAUAUGGACAUAGAUGGUCAUGAAAGCUUUGGUGAGAAAAGAAAUGAGCAUAAUGAGGGGCUGAAAAGUGCAAAUACCACAAUGGCUAUUGAACUAAUUGGAGAGUUUCUGCAAAACAAAGUAACUUCAAGGAUUCUCUACUUGGCACGUAAAAACAUGUCCUCACACUGGCGCGGCUUUAUUCAGAGAGUGCGACUGCUUGCAGCACAUUCGGCAGCCUUGAGGAACUCAAAACAUAUAACUGCAGAGAUACUUCUGCAGUUGACAUCUGAUACACGGCAGCUUUUGUCUGGGGAUACCAAAAGAAUAUCACAGCAAGAUUUUCAUGCUGUCAUGUCUUCCAGAUCUCUGAUAUCUUCUGCUGGUCAAUGCCAUGGGGCUAGUUGGUCUGCGCUUUGGCUUCCAAUUGAUCUGUUUCUAGAAGAUGCUAUGGACGGAUCACAAGUGGCAGCAAUCAGUGCUGUAGAAAAUCUUACUGGUUUAGUCAAGGCUCUGCAAGCAGUCAAUGGUACCACAUGGCAUGAUACUUUCUUAGGUCUGUGGAUGGCAUCUCUACGGCUUGUUCAACGGGAAAGGGAACCCAGUGAGGGUCCUGUACCUCGCCUCGACACCUGUUUGUGCAUGUUAUUGUGUACUACAACACUUGCAGUAGCUAAUAUCAUUGAGGAAGAGGAAGGUGAACUCAUUAUGGAAACUGAAUCCAACCCUACUGACCAAAUGAAAGAAAAGCAAGGUCUUGGAAAAUGUCGCGAGGGACUCAUUACAGCAUUACAGUUGCUAGGCGAUUAUGAUAGCUUGUUGACGCCUCCUCAGUCUGUCAGUUUAGUAGCUAAUCAAGCUGCUGCUAAAGCUAUGCUGUUUAUCUCAGGUGUCACCAGUGGCAAUAGCUAUUACGAAAGUAUGAGCAUGAAUGACAUGCCUAUGAGCUGUUCAGCUGGAAACAUGAGGCACCUGAUUGUUGAGGCUUGUAUUGCUAGAUUUCUGUUAGAUACAUCAGCAUAUGUUUGGCCAGGGUAUGUGAAUGCACACUCCAACCAAAUACCACGUGGUGUUCUUGGCCAAAUGCCUGGCUGGUCGGCAUUGAUGAAGGGGUCACCUCUAACUCCCUCGAUGAUAAACACUUUGGUGGCAACCCCAGCUUCCAGUUUACCAGAGAUCGAGAAAGUAUAUGAGAUUGCACUCAAUGGCUCUAAUGAUGAGAAGCUAUCUGCUGCUACCAUUCUUUGCGGAGCAUCUCUUUCUCGUGGUUGGAAUAUACAGGAACAUACCAUUCUUUUCAUUAUAAAAUUGCUAUCACCACCUUUUCCUGCUGAUUACUCUGGGAAUGACAGCCACUUGAUUGAUUAUGCUCCACUUUUGAAUAUUCUUCUUGUUGGACUAUCAUCUGUGGACUGUGUGCAAAUUUUAUCCUUGCAUGGUUUGGUUCCACUACUUGCUGGUGCAUUGAUUCCCAUCUGUGAGGUCUUUGGUUCAAGUGUUCCCAAGGUCUCAUGGACUCUCCCAUCAGGGGAAGAAAUAACUUGUCAUGCCGUGUUCUCCAAUGCAUUCUCACUUCUGGUGAGAUUGUGGAGAUUUCAUCAUCCGCCUCUUGAGAAUGUGACAGGAGAUAAAACACCAGUGGCCUCCAAAUUAGGUCCUGAGUACCUUUUGGUGGUACGGAACUCCCAAUUAGCAUCCUUUGGAAGUUCACCUAGGGAUUUCAUCAAAAGUAGGAGAUUUUCAAAAAUUUUAAAUAUAUCUCUAGAACCCAUAUUCAUGGAUUCUUUUCCAAAAUUGCAACUUUGGUAUCGGCAGCAUCUUGAAUGCAUCGCUUCCACAUUUUCUGGUCUUGUAAAUGGUACCCCUGUUCACCAGCUUGUUGAUGCACUCCUCAAUAUGAUGUUCAAAAGGAUAAAUAGAGGUGGUGUUCAGUCUUUGACUUCUACGACAUCUGGUAGUAGUUCAUCAGGCUCUGGAGCAGAGGAAGCUUAUGUUAGACUUCAAGUUCCUGCUUGGGAUAUCCUAGAAGCAACUCCUUUUGCACUUGAUGCAGCCCUGACAGCAUGUGCCCAUGGAAAAUUAUCCCCCCGUGAACUAGCUACAGGACUCAAGGAUCUUGCCGAUUUUCUACCUGCAUCUUUGGCUACUAUAGUCAGCUACCUUUCAGCUGAAGUUACACGGGGCAUAUGGAAGCCAGCUUAUAUGAAUGGAACUGAUUGGCCUAGCCCUGCUGCCAAUUUAUCCACUGUUGAACAACAGAUAAAGAAAAUACUUUCUGCCACUGGUGUCGAUGUCCCAAGCCUUCCUGUAGGGGGGAACUCUCCAGCUACUCUUCCUUUGCCUCUAGCUGCCCUAGUAAGCCUUACAAUCACUUACAGACUUGAUAAAGUGUCUGAACGACAACUUGUCCUGAUUGGCCCGGCCUUGAAUGCCCUUGCUUCUAGUUGCCCCUGGCCAUGCAUGCCCAUUAUAGCUGCUUUAUGGGCCCAGAAGGUAAAGCGUUGGAGUGACUUCCUUGUGUUUUCUGCCUCUAGUACUGUCUUCCACCAUAAGGGUGAUGCUGUUGUUCAGCUACUGAAGAGUUGCUUCACAGCCACUCUAGGUUUUUCUGCCCCUCACAUUUCUAGUAAUGGAGGUGUUGGUGCCCUUCUGGGCCAUGGCUUUGGUUCUCACUUUGUUGGUGGUAUCUCUCCUGUUGCACCUGGAUUCCUUUACGUGAGAGUGCAUCGUUCUCUCAGAGAUUUUGUGUUCUUGACAGAAAAAAUUGUAUCUAUUCUAAUGCAUUCUGUUAAAGAGAUUGCAAAUAGUGGGCUGCCUAGAGAGACCGUGGAGAAAUUGAGGAAGACCAAGUAUGGCAUGAGGUACGGACAAGUUUCUCUUACUGCAGCGAUGAUGCGUGUCAAGCUUGCAGCUUCUCUUGGAGCUUCUUUAGUUUGGAUAUCAGGUGGAUCGAGUUUGGUUCAAUCUUUAGUGAAAGAAACUUUACCCUCUUGGUUUAUAUCAGGCCAUUCAUUAGAGCAAGAAGAUGCAGAAUCUGGAGGUCUAGUAGCCAUGCUUAGAGGUUAUGCGCUUGCAUACUUAGUGGUGCUUAGUGGGACAUUUGCGUGGGGUAUAGACUCAGAAUCACCAGCAUCAAAACGCCGGCCGAUGGUUCUUAGUUGCCACUUAAAAUUUAUUGCAAGUGCACUAGAUGGGAAAAUAUCGCUCGGUAGUGAUUGGGCCACUACACGAGCAUUCGCAACAGGAGUUUUGAGCUUGAUGGUGGCUUGCACGCCAAAAUGGUUAACUGAGGUCAAUGUCGAUUUAUUGAAGAGACUGAGUAAGGGAUUGAGGCAAUGGAAUGAGGAACAACUUGCUCUAGACUUGCUAGGACUUGGUGGAGUUGGUACAAUGGGUGCAGCUGCUGAACUUAUUAUUGAAACUGGGUCAUAAUCCUUCUCUGCAGAUAUAGCUAGUAGUAGGUUUGAUACCUAGAAGUAGUAGGUUUGAUACCUAGAAUAUAUCAACUCUAUUUAUUUAUAAUUUUCUGUUAAAUCAUACCACAUGUAAAUUGAAAUAUCAUAUAGUUUUGUAUAAGAUAAUAGGAUUUGUUUUCUAUAGACACAUUUCAUAUGUAGUAAAUUUUGCUUUUGUUUCGUUUUCUUGA